Messenger RNA from Paramecium octaurelia, 6915 nucleotides. The record is from the annotation of a GenBank genome assembly. NCBI's taxonomy places the organism in Eukaryota, Ciliophora, Oligohymenophorea, Peniculida, Parameciidae.
AUGGAUCUAAUAGUUUUUGUCUUUUUUCUGUUACAAUCCCAUUUAGAUAAAACAAUGAAUAUCUCAUGUGAAUGUGCUCAUAUUAUUGAGGAAAAUAAGUGUAAUAAUUCGCAAAAGUGUUUAUGGAAUAAUAUGAUAGAAAAGUGUUAAAUAGAUUUGAAUGCUGAAUCUUAAAAUCAAAGUCUAUCAUAUUGUUCAUAAUUUGUGGAGGACGAAUGUAUUUUAAAUAAAAAUUGUGCAUUUCAUUUUGGAAAAUGCUAGGAGUUUACGAAAUGUGAAGAUUUAUUGAAAGAUAAAUGUUUGUCAUCAUCCUUUUGGUGUAUUUCAAACGGAUAAAUUUGCAUUCCGAAGAAUGAAUGCCAAGAUUAUUUAAAUAAAGAGUCAUGUCAAAAUAAAAAUAUUCAUGGGAAAUUUUGUAUAUGGGAAGCAACAAAUGAUGGUUAUAAAUGUUAAAAUAUAGAAAGUUGUGAAGAAUUGCCUUAAUUUUUAAAUACAGACAAUGAGUGCAGAGAGUAAAUCAAGUAUUGCACAACAUCUAAUUAAGGUGGAUGUAUGAGAUCAAAAGAUUAUUGUAAUAUGUAUACUGUACAGGAGCAAUGCUUUGAAAGUUCUCAGAAUGUUAAAUGUUUUUGGGAAGAAAAAUUAAAGAAAUGUUUUGAAAAAAAUUGCUCCAAUAAAUAUUUACAAAUUCAUAUUGAAUGUUAAAAUUUUUUAUCAAAUUGCACCACCGAUGGCACUAGAUGCAUAGAUAAAUCAUCUUGUUAAUAAUAUUAAUAAUAAUAAGGAUGUGUAAUAGAUAAUCUAGGAAAUCCUUGCAUCUUUUAUUAAGGAUAAUGCUAUUAAAAAAAUUGUGAUUAGGCUCCAAUAACAGUAAACUCAAUGCUUUAAUGUUAAUCAUUUGAUAAUGGCAAUUAAGCCUGUGUUCCAAAAAAAAACGGAGGAUGUAAAAUCAAACCGUAUUAAUGUGAUUAAUUAGAAACAUAAGAUUCUUGCUUAAUAGUUAAUUAAUUGUCUGGCAUAUAUUGUCUAUGGAAUGAAAGAAUAUAACAAUGUAAAGUAAAAGAAUGCAAAGAUGCUCCUCUAAAUUUUGAUCAUAAUUAAUGUAUAUAUUGGUUGGAUGAUUAUUAAUGUAUAAGUGGACAAGGAAACGGCUGUAUUGAUAAUUUUGAAAAUUGCAAUGACAUUAAGAAUCUAAAAAGUUGUGUGAAAAAUAAAAAUAGGAAAUAAUGUGUUAUUGAAAAUGAUGAAUGCUUUGAAGAACAAUGUACGAGUUUUAAAUAUCCUAAAUAUGAUACAGAUAUAAAAUGUUCAGAUAGAUUAAGCAUUUGCACUUACAAUUAUUUAACUAAAAGUUGUAUUAACAAAGUAUGUGAAAAUUUAUCAGAAAAAUAAUGUAAUUAUGAUUUUGAAAUGAAUAAAUGUAUAGUUCCAUCUGGUUGUUCACAUAAAAAUUGUGAAUCUGCAUCAUUUUAUUUAAGUUCUUAUGAAGAUUGCUAAAAUUGGGAUAUUAGAUGUACAAUAAAUGUAAUUGUAACAACAAAUAUGAUAUAUAUGAAUGGGUGUAUUACAAAAUAUAUGGAUUGUCACCAAUUUAAAUAUUAAUAAUAAUGCAUGUCAACAUUAUAAGGAAUUCCUUGCUAUUGGAAUAUUGAGACAAAAUUAUGCUAAUUUUAAACUUGCAAUAAUGCUCCUCUGUAAUUUAAUACAAUAUCUUAAUGUUAAGAAUGGGUUAAGUAUCACACUUAGAAAUGUGUUAAUAAACAGAAUGGUGGAUGCAUUGAAUAAUUUCCUUAAUGUUAAUAAUUGACUGAAGAGUUGUAAUGCAAUAUAGGGGCAUUAAACAAUUCAUGCUAUUGGAAUACUUAGACAAAUAAAUGUGAAGAUAGGACUUGUUUGAAUGCAAGUACAAAGUUGAAAACUAAUUUAUAAUGUAGAUAAUGGCUAUCAUCUUGUAAAUUAAGUAAGUCUGGAUUUGGAUGUGAAAUUGAUUCUGGAAUAUAUGAUUUAUGCACUGAUGCACCAGAGAUAGAAUUGUUUAGCACUCAUGAAGAAUGCUAAGCAUGGAAUCCUAAAUGUACACUUAAAUUAGGUUCUAGUUGUGCAACUAAAUUAAAUUGUGAAAACUAUUCAACUAACAGUGAAUGUUUAACUGAUAUUAAUAAUUAGCCAUGUCAGUGGAAUGGAACAAACUGUUAAACAAAGAAGUGCAAUGACAUUUUAACUAUUCCUACUACUUCUACUGAUUGUUAGAACUUUUCUCCUUUAUGUACAAUUUCAACUGAUAUUGUUAUAUGUUAAGAUAAAAAAUCAAAUUGCAGUGAUUAUAAUAAUAAUAUGUCCGAUUGUUAAGUUAAUUCUUAAGGUUAAAAAUGUUCAGUGGACACUUAAACCUCAAGUUCAGAUUCAACUUCAGAUACAACUUCAGCCUCAAGUUCAGGCUCAACUUCAGAUACAAGUUCAGGCUCAACUUCAGCAUCAAGUUCAGCCUCAACUUCAGGCUCAACUUCAGGCUCAACUUCAGGCUCAACUAAAGCUCAUUCUUCAGCUUCACGUCUAGCUUCACAUUCAUCUUUAACUUAAACCUUAACUUGCGUAGUUGCAAAAGAUUUAACACAAGCUUAAUAUUAUAGUUGUAGCUAUGAUAAUAAAGGUCCAGGAUUUCUAUAUUAAUAUUUUAAUUCAAUUACUUGUAUUGAAACUCCCUCAUCAUGUGAUUCAGUUCCUUAAAAUUAAUGUAAUCUAAUUGUAACAAAAAACAAUGAAAUAUGUUCUUAUAAUGGCACCCAAUGUGUUGUCCUCAGUUAAAUAUCAAAUUCUGAGGAAGAUUGUAGAAUAAAAGAGUCAUAGAAGAGUUAGCGUUAAUGUAAAUUUUAUUCAAAAUAUUGUGAAUUAGAUUAUAUUUAAUAUACUAAUUGUACUUUUACAUCUUGCUUAAAUGUUUUAUAAAGUUAAUGCAAUUUAAUUACUUUAAACAAUAAUAUUCAAUGCUCUUGGAAUAACUCUAAAUGCCAAACCAGAAGUUGCAAUUAUAUCAAUGAAGAACCUAGUUCUGUUGAGUAAUGCAUAUAAUGGUUAGAUUCUUGCUCGUAUGAUUAAAUAACAAGGAGUUGUAUAGAGAGGAUAUCAUGUUCUUAAGAAACAUCUUAAUAUAUAUGUAACAAAGUUUCAUAUAUCAAUCAAUCAGGGUAAAAAAUGUAUUGCUUUUGGAAUUCAAAUACUUGUUCUGAUAUUACUACUUGUUCAUAAAUUAAAAAUCCAACUUCGCAUUAAAUGUGUCAAGAAAAAUUGGCAACUUGCACAUCUUAAACAACUGCUUCAACCACUGCUACCUGUAUUGAAAUCCCUUUAUUUUGUAAUUAGAUUCAAAAUCAAAAUUAAUGCCUAUAGAAUUCUAAAUUUGAAAACUGUGUUUGGGAUUAUGGAAGAUGCUUUUAAAAACCUUGUAGUAUCUAAUUUGAGAUUGGUAUCAGGCCUAAUGCAUUUAAAACUUGCCAAUUGUAGCAACCAUAUUGCGUGUAUAAUCCUGAAAAAUUUCAAUGUGUAGAAAUAGAUUAAUGUUAAUUGAUUCCUAACUUAGAUAUUAAUGCAUAGAAUUGUGUAAAUUUUAGUUUACUUUGUAGAAUUAAUGAAUAAUAUAAUGGAUGUAUUAGAAAUACAAAAUGCUCAUAAUCAACUACCUACUUUGAUUAUACAUGUGAAUCCUUUCUAUUGUAUAAAAAAUGCAGAAGAAAAGAGUUUAUUUAUAGUUGUUAACCUUAGGCCUAAUUUUGUCAAGAUUACUAAAAAUAAGAAAAUUGUAAGUUUGAUUAUCACUAAAAUAAAUGUUACUGGAAGGCUACUUUAAAUAAAUGUAUUGAUUUUUAAUGCAAUUAAAUUGAACAGUCGGUUUAAACCCAUUCAGAUUGCUAAUAAAUAUCAUCUGAUUGUACUAUCAAAAUUUAAAAUUCAAUAUCUUCAUGUUAAAAUCUACUUUAAUGCGAUGAAUAUUAAGAUGAAUAUUAAUGUGUUAUCAAUUUAAAUCAUAAGAUAUGUAGUUGGAUUGAUAACAAAUGUAUUUUUGAUAACUGUAGGAAUGCUGCUAAAAAUAUGAUUUAUGAUAUUGAAUCAUGUGAGAAUAAUUAUGGUAGUAAUUGCACUAUAAAUGAGGAUAGAUCUGGAUGUAUAAUUAAACAAAAAAUGUGUAAAAAUUACAAUUAAUUCUAAUGUUUAACUCCUAAUCAAAGAAAUUUAUCUGGUUUACACUGCUUUUGGGAUUAAAUCAAUUAAUUUUGUUCAGAACUGAUUUGUGACUAAGCUCCUUAAAGUUAUAAUUAAUUAUAAGAGUGUUAAUCUUUUAAUUACAAUUGCUAACCUUCUUAAUGUAGAUUGGUUAAAUGCGAAGAUUUUAAAUAUAAUUCAGAUAUGAAAUGCUAGUUUGCACUUUCAAAUAGUUAAUGCACUACAAAUGGUUUAUAAUGUGUAUAAAGAAAAUAAUGUGAAAAUGUAAUCAAUUCUUCAGGAUGCACUUAUUCAAUUGAUUUUCUAGAUUGUUAAUGGUUAGAAGAUGAAAAUUAAUGUGUUCUUAAAUCUUGUGCUUCUGCACCUAAUAGCAUAUAAACACACUAAUAAUGUUAAGAGUAUUUCUAAGGAUGCACUGCUAAACUAAAUGGAGGUUGUAGUUAACUAACAACAUGCAAUUCAAUAUAAACUAAAGAAGGAUGUUUAAUAGAUUAAUUUAACAUGAAUUGUUUAUGGGAUGAGAAUACGAAUCUAUGUAUUUAUCUGGAGUGUGAUACUAUUUGUGGAGAUGGCAUUGCAGGAUUGAAUGAAGAAUGUGAUGAUGGAAACUUAUUACCUUAUGAUGGGUGUUAUAAAUGCAAAGUAUAAUGUUAAUAUGGAUGUAAUGUUUGUGAGUCUAAAAUGUGUUUAGAUUGCAGUAUUGGUUAUGAAUUAAGUUCAGAUGGUUAAUGUUAUGAAAUUUGUGGAGAUGGUUUAAUUAUUGGAAAGGAAGAAUGUGACGAUAUGAAUCAAAUCAAAGAGGAUGGCUGUUUUACCUGUAAAUUUUAGUGUCAUAAACAAUGUCUUAUAUGCGCUUAAGGCUUAUGCUAACUUUGUUAAAAUGGUUGGGAGUAAUACAAUAAUUAAUGCAGAUCUGUUUGUGGAAAUGGUCAGUUGGUUGGGGAAUUUGAACAAUGCGAUGAUGGCAAUAAUGAUAAUUUUGAUGGUUGCGAUGCUAAUUGUAAUGUUGAAAAAGAUUGGGUUUGUAAUUAAUCAUAAAUUACUGGAAUGAGUGAGUGUAUAAAUUAAGAAGCUCUAAAAGUUCUCUUCGAAAAUCAAUCCGAAAAAAGAGAUAGUGAAUAAAUUAUCAUGAUGUAAUUUAAUUAGUAAAUAAAGUUGAAGAUGCUUUGCAAUUUAGAAGAUUAUAUUAAAAUUAAUGUAACAAAGAAUGUAAACUUUGAUUACACUAUAGUUCCUAUUAAAUAAGCUACAACAACAUUAAAUAAUGUUUAAUAUAGAAUAUAAAUAUCAUUAUAAGAAUCAGUUGAUCAACCUUUUGCCACCGUUUCAUUUAUAGAAUCAGUUGUUAUAAAUAAUCUCAAUCAAGAGUUAAUUGGAUUAUCUUCAACUAUAAGUUUAGGUACUCCUCUUAUUUUAUCCCUUGAAGCAAAGAAUCGAUUGGAUAGUGCAAUAUAGUUUAAUGAAAUCAUGAUCUAUGUAUUUAUAGCAUCUUCCACUCUCUCAGUAUUAACAGGGAAUUUUGAUUUAUUUUUCAAUAUGCUUGCACUCUUAUAACAAUUGUCCUAUGUAAGAUAUUUAGCUGUACCAUAUCCUAGUCAUUUAGAACAAUAUUUAAAAAUUUUUAAAAUCAUCUCAUUCUAACCUUUGUAUGAUAAAUUAUAGAUUGAUUAUUAUUUCUCCAAAUUGAAUUUUGGUAAAACUCCUUUUAUUUAAUCAAAUAAUCCAAAAAAAGAGGAUCCUGAAUUAAAUAAUGCGUUUUUCCUUGUAAAUGCUAAGAGUUUUUAUUUAACUAUGUUCACUUCAUUUGCACUAUUUAUAGUUUCAAAAAUAAUCAAAAGGUUUGUUCAUUUUACAUAUAAUAGUUUAUCAUCUUUUAAGAAAUUUAGAGGUCUAAAAUUUUGUUUUUUCAUCUUCAAAAUUAUAAAAUAGUUUUCAGAAAAAACAUCAAAUUACUUUAUUUAUUCAGGGAUGAUAAAAGCUUUUAUGUCUACAUAAUAUUAGUUAAUGUACAGUGCUUAUAUCUAAUGUCCAGAAUAUCAUUUUAAUUUUUAAUUGUAAGAUAUAUUUGUCACCUUUAACUCUUUUAAUGCAUUAAUUGCUAUUUUAUUACCUCACUUAUUUCUCUUUAAAUCUAUUGUAGUUCUCAAAAAGUAGUAUAAAAUAACAGCUAAAAAUCAAUUUUCAAUAUUUUAUGAAAAUGUUAAAUAAACUUAUUGGGCCAGAUAUUUUAUACCUUUUUCAAUGGUAAAAGUUGCUGUUUAUAUGGGAAUAGUUUGCUUUCUUGGUAAUUCCCCAAUUAUUUAGGUUAUAUCAUUAACAAUAUUAUGUAAUGUUUACCUACAUUAUAUUUUGGUUGUUCAACCAUGUACUUAAAAAUUAGAAUUAAUCAAAAUAAUUGUAAGAGAAGUGACAUUUUUAAUAAUAGUCUCAUCCCUUUUUCCUUAUACAUUAGAAUUGGAUGAUCAAAUUAUUAGUUUAUUAGGAUGGAUUCAUAUAGGAUUGUUUUCAUUAAUUAUUGCAUCAAACAUUCUAAUAGAUUUUAUUAAUUAACUAACACAAUUAUUAAAUAAAUUUUAGUAAAAUAGACUCAAAACAUAACAAAAGAAAAAAUAAAAAGAGGCCUCCUUAUAUUAUAAUAACUUCAUUAUCAUUUCAGAUGCUAAUUUAUAAAACAAAAGAAUAAAAUCUUAUAAAUGA